This is a messenger RNA of Serinus canaria (Common canary), 1695 nucleotides long. RefSeq names its product C-factor-like. The record is from RefSeq and is a predicted model, not a curated record. The transcript is spliced from 7 exons. NCBI's taxonomy places the organism in Eukaryota, Metazoa, Chordata, Aves, Passeriformes, Fringillidae. The coding region runs from base 824 to 1603 and encodes 259 amino acids.
GGAAGGCUACACAAAUGAGGUGACACAGCAAAAAUAGGAAACUUAAAAUGUUAAUUGUAUAUUUUCUGAUACUAUCUGCUUCUGAGUCACUGUGGAGGUUUCAAACAGGCUGUGGGUGAUGGCCUUGUCCACCACCUAGAGGAAGAAAACCAUGGAAGUCUAUUUGGAGGAUUUGAGCGGUGCGUCUGUUGGCAAGUAUAGUUGAGCUCUGUAGUCAUUGAAAAGGAAAUACUGAAAUUAUCUAUGGAGCCUGAAUGCCAGUCCAGCCAUGUGGGAGACCCUCAGUGAGUGAUCAGUCCGAGAAGCUGAUCUGAGAAGCUGAAAGGCCCAAAGCUUUGUACUGCUGGUCUUUGCUCCACAAUGAGGGAGAGGUUAUUGUCUCUUGAGGAAGAGGCAGGUGCAAGGCAGAGAAGAUUUGCUCAGGGUCACGUGAGAGACAGCUUGGUACAAUGAGAAAGACCAUCAAGCGCACAGGAUGCUUGUGAACGUGUCAAGCCCACCUGCGCCCUGGAGCUUCCCACAUCAACUCACAUUCUGCUCCCUCCCUCUUCACCCACAACAGCCCCACCUGGCUUAUGGCAUCAGGUUACCCUGAAAGGAAUGAAUAAUUUUCUUGCAAAAACCAAGUGAUUUUACAGAUAGGUAACAAGGAUUGGUUCCCAGCCAGGACAUAUGUCCUGGAGCUCAAAGAGCUGGAGCAGUUGCUCCUCCCAGAGAAAAGCCAGCAAUAGUGCAAACUGUGAGUGAGUGGGGUGGAACACGCUAAAAGGAAAUAUUAGAGAGCUGGCUAAACAGUGCAAGCUGGAGUGAAGAGAGAAGCAGCAUGGCAGAGCUUUCUGUCCACUCUGUUCUGGUGACUGGGGCCAACCGGGGACUCGGCCUGGGGUUUGUCCAGCAUUUCCUGAGGAUGCCAAAACCACCUCAGUGGAUCUUUGCGACCUGCCGGGACCCCAAGGGACAGCGAGCACGGGACAUACAGAAUUUGGUCCGCAAACAUCCCAACCUGAUCAUCAUCACUCUUGAAACUGCUGACCCUGCCAGCAUCAAGGCGGCUGCAGCCAAGGUUGAGGAGCACCUGGGGGGCUCUGGGCUCAACCUCCUCAUCAACAAUGCUGGAAUGGCCAAACCUAAGACGCUUGAGGAGGAAACGUUGGAGGACUUGACCGAGACUUACACCACCAACACGGUUGGACCCCUGCUGAUGGGCCAGGCAUUUCUGCCCUUGCUGAAGAAGGCUGCCCAGGGGAGCCCAGGCUCAGGGCUGAGCUGCAGCAAGGCUGCCAUCGUCAACAUAUCCAGCAUUGCUGGCUCCAUCACUUCUUUCUUUGGUUGGGAGUUGAUACAAGGUGUCUCAUACCGCUGCAGCAAGGCUGCUCUGAACAUGCUGAGCAAGUGCCAGUCCUUGGCGUACAAGGAGCACGGCAUCCUCUGCGUCGCUCUCCACCCCGGCUGGGUGCAAACUGACAUGGGCAGAUCUGUUGGACAAGUGCCCCCUGUGACAGUGGAUGACAGCGUGCAAGGGAUGCUGAAGGUCCUCUCCUCUCUCUCUGAGAAAAACACCGGCGCCUAUCUGGACUGGGAAGGGAAUGUCAUCCCGUGGUGAGACACCACUUCAGGAUCCUGGCACCCAAGAGGUCCCUUUGGCACUGCUCCCUCCUCCCCCAGAUCCUCAAUAAACUCUUGCUGAGACCCCCA